UCCCGCCCACUCCCUCUUCCCCGUUUCCGGCCGCCGCGCCCUGCCACCGGGUUCUCUCCUCCUUCCUUUUCCUCUCUUUCCCAGUCCUCCUCGGGGCAUUGCCAUGGCUGCCGCCGCCGUGGGCACUUGGGCAUUCUCCCUGCCUGCGGUGCAGAAACUGAGAUCUCUGCUCAAGAACGGGGUUGGGGCUACGGACUCCUUACAGGAAGUGAUAGCAGAUAUUGAGGACAGUGAAGAAACUGGUCAAUACAUAAUUGGAAGAGGGGGCUACCCAAAUAAAAAUGGUCAGGUCCAGUGUGAUGCAGCUAUAAUGGAAGGUUUCCCUGGUCGAUUUGGUGCAGUGGCAGCCUUACAUGGGAUUGGAACUCCCAUUGUGGUGGCUCGAAAGGUCAUGGAUAAGUCAAUUCACAGUUUACUUGUUGGAGAAGGGGCCUUGGCUUUUGCUAGAGAAGAAGGUUUCAUGGAAGAAGAAAAUGAAUGUAUGCUAAGUCAACAAAGUGCAGAGGCUUAUCGGGAAUAUUUGGGGAAAAAAACAAACUACCAUGGACAUGAUACUUUAGGUCUCAUCGCCUUGGAUAUUUAUGGAAACAUAACUGUUGGUGUUUCCACAUCAGGGGCUCCCUUUAAGUAUCCUGGGAGAGUAGGGGAUUCUCCCUUGCCAGGGUGUGGUCUGUAUGCAGAUUGUCAGGUUGGAGCAGCAGCAGCAACUGGAGAAGGAGAUAAGAUCAUGUGUUUUUGUCCUUGCUUUCAUGUUGUCCUCCUAAUGAAACAGGGUUUAUCUCCCAAUGAUGCAUGUGAAUCUGUCAUUAAAGAGAUAAUUAAUCGAGUGGGAGAUGAAGAUAUGUUUGAACUUGGGAUUAUUGCAAUGAACAUAAAGGGAGAAACUGGAGCUGCUUCAUCGGUUCAGUUUACCUAUUGUUCCUGGACUCAAGAAAAGGAUUGUGUUGAACAAUUAAUACGAUCACCUUGCCAACAGUGAAAAAUAUGACAAAGCAUUUUAUUUUUACUGUUCAUUCAUUAGCCUAUUAGUUAGUUAAAUUCAUCUAGUUAAAUGUAGAAUAAAUUAAUCUUGAAUUCAUCUUUUUCCAUUUAAUAUAUUUCCACAUGCUCAUUUCAGACCUCAAUGAUUUUGUAGGUGCUUUAUUUCUUUGUUUUCAUAGCUUUCAUUUUUCAAAGCUAAUUUGGUUGUUAAGGUUGUCUGGUUCUUCAAAUCAAAUCAACAGAUUUUUUUUUUGAGUGAAUACUGCAUGAAAAACAUUUUCCUUUUAAGUGUGUAUGUUUCACCUAAGAAGUAAAAUGUUUGUAUUAGGAA
Molecule: messenger RNA, 1312 nt
Organism: Monodelphis domestica (gray short-tailed opossum)
Lineage: Eukaryota; Metazoa; Chordata; Mammalia; Didelphimorphia; Didelphidae
Biological process (GO): protein deglycosylation
Cellular component (GO): cytoplasm
Molecular function (GO): N4-(beta-N-acetylglucosaminyl)-L-asparaginase activity
Source: RefSeq, a predicted model, not a curated record